Molecule: messenger RNA, 974 nt
Organism: Wyeomyia smithii (pitcher-plant mosquito)
Lineage: Eukaryota; Metazoa; Arthropoda; Insecta; Diptera; Culicidae
Product: polyisoprenoid diphosphate/phosphate phosphohydrolase PLPP6
Exons: 4
Coding region: 215-889 (224 amino acids)
Molecular function (GO): sphingosine-1-phosphate phosphatase activity
Source: RefSeq, a predicted model, not a curated record
CAACAUUGUUUUGUUCGUGCUGUGGGGGUGGUAUGAGGUGGAAGUACUUUCUGUCUGUCGUAAAGGUCGAAAAUCCAGUGUAAAAAAUCCCAUAUUUUUUUCAGGAAAAAAUAUAACGUGCAAACAAUCCACUAUCUACUCGAUAAGCAAACCUCUGAUCACACACUAACAGUAAAAACUCUACUUUUACCUUGAAAAUUCUACAGAAAUCACAAUGAAGCAACGACAAGAGGAAAACCUCGACAGCAAAACUCGGAUGGAGGAAAAUCGAAAUCUUCCACCGGCUCUCAAGAAACUGCUUGCAUGGGAUGUGGUAAUGACUAAACAGUUUGUCAGUUUUAUGCUCAACUUUGUUCCGUUCCGAUCGUUGCGGACGCACUGUAAAAUUUUGGAGUACUCGUGUCAUGGAAUCGCCUGGCUUGCCGGUUGGCUUGCAUUUUGCUGGAUGAUUGACAAACCAGAAUGGUACCAGAUGCAGGUCAAUCUGUUUAUUGGUCUUUUGACCGACAUCGUUUUGGUGGCGGUUAUAAAAGCUGCCACAAGACGCCGCCGUCCGGCCGUGAAUGACGAUCCAUUUUGCAUCGGACCGGAUAAGUUCAGUUUCCCAUCGGGACAUGUCUCUCGUGGUGUUUAUAUCGUUACUUUUCUAACCUGGCUUGAUCCAAUUACCAUCGUCUUCUGGCCUCCGCUAUUAGCCUGGUGUGUGUCCCUAUGUCUGUCCCGGCUGCUACUCUAUAGACAUCAUAUCCUGGACGUUCUAGCAGGAGUGGUACUAGGGCUCUUCAACGCUUUCUUGGUAUCCAUACUCUGGCUAGAUCAGGAAAGCUGUGUUUGGCUAAUCUCAUAUAUGACUGAUGAGAAAAUUUCUGGAGCAGAAUAUGGAGUUUAAUAAACCAAAGAAAGGAAAAAGGAUUUGCUUCGCUACAAAAUCUAUUAUUUUUUUCAUAUGACUGAAAACAAAGUUUGAUGCCAUA